Molecule: messenger RNA, 1205 nt
Organism: Chironomus riparius
Lineage: Eukaryota; Metazoa; Arthropoda; Insecta; Diptera; Chironomidae
Source: the annotation of a GenBank genome assembly
CAUACAUAAAAAUGAGCAGCUCGAAAACAAAAAUUUCUGAGGAAGAAAGAAUUAAGCUAGCUGAAAAAUUAGAUAGAGAUCUAGAUGAAUUUAUAGGCUCUUUGGAACAGAAACGAUACAAAGAUGGAUGGUCUGAGGAAAAUUGGCAAGAGGAAUUUGAUAGACAUCCUUUUUUUAUGAAAAAAGCACCAGAACCUGGAGAAGAAAUUCAUCCGAUGUUGGAAGGAUUACAGCAACUGAAAUUUGAUCCAGAAGAAAAUUCACCUGAGGAAUUAGCAGAGAAAUAUAAAGAAGACGGAAAUUACUGGAUGAAGCAUAAGAAAUAUAGGAUUGCGAUAAUGAAUUAUACAGAGGGCUUAAAUCAUAGUUCAGGUCAUGAAAACAAAGAACUUAUUGCAAAUCUCUACAACAAUAGAUCAUUGGCUCAGUUUUUGUUGCAAAACUAUCGUUCAGCAUAUGUUGAUGCACAAAAUGCUUUAAAAUACAAAAGCAAGUAUGAUAAAGUUAAGCUUCGCAUAAUUAAAUGCAAUAUGGAGCUAAAAAAAUACGACGAAGCAUGUAAGGAUGUCGAGAAAUUUAUAUUGGAAGAUCCAUCUAACAAAGAUUUAAUUGACGUUCAAAAAACUGCAUUAGCCAAGAAAGCAGAGAAGCUUAGAAAUGAACGAAAAGCUCAGAUGGAAGAGAAAAAGAAACGUCAAGAAUUCCAAACGCUUGUACAGGUUUUAAUUCAAAGAAAUGUAAAGUUUGAGGAAAUACAAAGGGGAGAUUUAAUCUCUCUUUUGUCAAUAGAAACCAUAAGACCCAAAAUUGAACCACUUGAAAAUUUUCCAGUAUCGCUAGACCAACAAGGCUCACUCUAUUGGCCAAUUGUUUUCUGCUACCCUGAGUUUACCAUUACAGAUAUUCUACAAAGGACUCAUGAAAUGCAAACGUUAAAUGAAUGCCUCGACGAUAUGUUUUCAUCGGAUGAAACGUCGGCACAUAAUUACAAAAAUCCCAAAAGCCUUCACAUUUAUUUUGAAAAUCGCCUUAAAUGUCAAGUUUAUAAAGCCAAUCCUAUCAUCCCCAUCAAAGAUGUCGUGAGUGAUAUAAACUUUUAUAUCUAUAACGGCUAUUUAAUGUUUUAUGUUUUGCCGCCAAAUAGCAAAGCUGAAAGCGACUUUCUAAAUCAAAAAAAAGGAUUCCUUAAGCUCCUCAAAAAAUGA